AUGGGACCAAAAGAACUUAACUCUGUUCAGCAAGAACUUUUUGAAGCGGUAAGACGGGGAGAUGCGCAGAAGGUGCAAAUAUGGCUAUUAAGCAGACGCAACAAGCGACCACGGACACCACUGAACUUUUUGCGUGCAUCGACUUCAUCACAUUCAGCAUGGCUAUGUUCGAUUGUAGAUCCAUCGAACGGUUAUACAGUACUGCAUCUUGCCGCUUUACUGGGCCAUAAGGAGGUAGUCAAAAUUUUGCUAAAUGUUGAUUCACAAAUGGCACGAAUAAAAGAUCGACGAGGAUGUUUGCCAAUACACUUGGCAGCAUGGAAUGGACAUGUUGAGAUUUUGCAGACUUUAAUUAAUGCUGAACCAAAUACAAUUGAUGCAGUGAACAAUGCUAAAGAAUCGCCUUUGCAUCUUUCCGCACAACAUGGUCACGGGAAAAUUGUCAUUGUUUUGCUUGCUAAACAUGCAGAUGCCAGGAUGAGGAAUGCACGUGCUGAAACGGCUUUAGAUGUGGCUGCACGACUUGGGAAAGCUAACGUGUGUCGCUUACUCAUUUGCAAUUGUCCAGAAUUAGCAUUGCAGAGUGCAUCAGAGUGUAUUACCACAGAUCCAGGAAGGUCAAGACAUUUAGCUCAAGUGGUGUAUCCAUUACAUGCAGCUGCUCGUCAUGGUCACAUUGACUGCCUACAAAUACUAUGUCAUUCCGGUUUCAAUCUUGACUAUGUUACCGAAGAAGGUAGCGCAUUACAUGUCGCAGCAUUGUUUGGAAAAGUUGAAGCUGUUAAGUUACUACUUGAACAAGGUAUCAGUGUUGAUAUCCGUGAUGGACAAGGGCGUACUGUAUUAGAGACUUUAGCAGAACAUGAAAGCGAAAGAGCUUCUGAUCUUACACAGGUGAUACAGAGCCGAGAAGGGUGGUCAGAAUGCCGCAAGCUCAUUGAAGCUUACAUACAAAAGUAUAAGGAUGAAAGUGACAAAGUCAGUGCAGAGAAUCAUUCGGUUUAUUUGAAUUUACCUUUCCAUUUGAAGUAUGGUGCUAACCCGAAAGAUGUCUGGAAACCGAUACCGGAAUUAUCCACAGCCAGGCUUCAAGCAUCUCGAAAUCACACGCAGCGCAGUUCAACUUAUGGAACUGAUAUCAAUUCGGACGUUGGCACUUAUUGUGCACCGUCAUCGAUAGUGGCUGAUGUGGUUACAUUAGCUAACGAUGAACACGAUCUGAAUGAUAUUUCAACUCUACCUUUGUCAGCCACUCGAGUGGAGUCAUCAGAGAGCGAAUCUGUUUCACAGCAAUCACCAGAUCAAGCUAAAGGUUUUAAUGCAAGAAAUAGCAUAUCUCGGUUUGCUAUCGUAGUGCCGAGUCAUAGGUAUCGACAUACAACACUUCAGAGAAAUGGAAUUCCUUUACCGAGGAUGGGAGUUGGUCGAACAUCACUUAAUUCAGAUUCAGCAAUAGCGUGUUCAUAUCAAGCUCCAUUGUCGUACGAUGCUUGGCCGUCUCAGCAUGCUGGUCCAUAUAACAAUGUGAUAAGUCCACCACACACUCUUCUGACCUAUGACAACGUGCCACGCAAUCUUGUUGUUUACGAUAAUGCUCCACCACCUGGCCAUCGACGUUGGCAGCAUAUCUGCGAAACGAAACCUAUACAUGAGACUAACUGUGAAAGUUUUGGCACACCAUCUUGUAAUAUUAGAAGUGAUGGUACACAAACCAUGCCUGUAAAAUCCAGCCGUCAACGUUUACCGCUGUUAGAGAAAACAUUGAAGCCCGAACCAGUUCCUCGGAAGACCAAAUCGCAUGAAGCUAGUACAAAUAAGAACAGUGGUCUUGUUGUUAAGUAUAGCCCACCAAGCUCUUCUUCACAUCGAACGGAAAGCCCAGCAUCCAUCAUUACCUUCGCUUACUCAACUCUUGAACGUUCAUUAUCUCCUGAAGAACAAAGCAGCAGCGUUCCAUCUGGUACAGCUUCUUUAACUCAAGGCCGGGCACCAUUAGCACUCCCUGAAGAGGUUUCUAUGUCAGCUUCAGCCAGCAUUCUAUCAAUACAAAAUUCUCCGGAAAGGUAUCCUAUGGAAGAGAGUAAACGGAGAAGGCAUUCACGCAUUUUGAAUGACGAGUAUUCUGUACCUCAUCGUAGUUCUGUAACGGCCGCUCUUAAUUCAAGUUCUUCAGUAAGGACUGCAUUGGCGAGUUGUGUGGAAAUCAUAACAGCAGAAAAUGAAAAGGAGGUAACUGAUAAUGUCAGGUCUAAGCUUGAUCAUCUUCCAAGUCCUGAAACCACCGAAUCUCGCAUACAUCAUUUCCUUUGCAGUCAGGAUAGCUUUAAGCAGCGGUUGUCGCAAUCUCCUACUGUAAGCAGAAGGUCACAGCAUACGCAAAAGGACACAGUAUCACUGUCAUCAACAGUGGGAUCAAACUGCACAUUAGCGUCUUCAUGUUCCCUGCCAAUAAUCUCUCAUGUCUCUUUGACAUCGCCAUCGGUAAUUUCUCCGUCGCAGGAACUUAGUCAGCUUUAUAAGCAAUCCAGCACGGAUGAUCAGUCACUUUCUUCUGUGGAGGUACGCUUACGAACUGCGUCUUCUAUUCCAGCGCAUGGUAGCAUAAGUAGGGAGAUAUGUGGAUUAUCGAUCUCGAGUGAUAGCGAGCAACAUAAAGACGAAGUGAACAGUAGUAUACAGGUUUCAACUCGGCGUAGUUCUCUAGAUGAAAGUAUCGAAUGGAAAAAGAUCAGUGAAAUAAUGGAGUCAUUUGGUGGCGCAAUUUGUCGGGAAUCGGUGUUUGCAGCUCAUUAUGAACCAAAAGUGGCCGUUUACCUCAGAGACCGGAGAUCUCAAGCAUUAACUUUGCAACUAAAUGGGCCACAGGCAGUGCAAAACAGACAGUCAUCUGGGUUUGAUGCUGACAAAAGAUGUGAACAACCGCGAGGGGUAAAUGCUGUUGCUGAAUGGCUAAAUGUAUGUGUUGGAAUACCCAAUCCCAGAGCAAAUGAAAUAGCCGAAAUUCUCGAAAGCAACGGCUUUGACAGUAUCGACCACAUGCAAUCAACACUCGAUCGCGCUUCGAUGCAAGAAAUCGGGUUUGACAAAUCAAUACAACACCAAAUCGGAAUGUAUCUAGAAAAUUAUCCGAAUGUUUCCAUCCCAAGUGCAAAUUCAUUUACAUAUGUUUCGGAUUGGUUGCAUUCACUGGAAUUGGAAGAUUAUCUCGGUCAUUUUGUAAGUGGAGGAUUGACGUCGAUGCUGAUCGUUUUUGCGGUCGAUUCAACGCGGAAACAUCUGAAAAUUCUUGGUAUCUCGAAACUUGGUCAUCAAAAACGAAUUUUAAAUUCUUUGAAGAAAGCAAAGGAAGAGCGACGUCAAAGAGCAGCAGAACGAGCAGCGGCAGCGCAGGAAGAAGAAGCAGACAGUGGACAGGAGAGCAGGAGUACGGUGCAGUCAUCAUCAAGUACCCAAAUACCGCAUUCGGUGAUUGUUGGAGGACGUCAAACUGAAUGGCAGCAUUCAUCAAAUACACUUAUUGAGAGUUGUAUCUCGUAUUCAGCUCAUUAUCUUGGGUCGAUGGAAAUAUCAAAUGUUGAAGAGACAGAGGAUUCUCGAAGAGCUAUGAUCAAGUUGAAAAGAGGUAUUCGCGAAAUAGCCAAGGUUCCUCAUGUUUUACUGGAAAUAUCAGUAUCGGGUGUUCGAGUACUGGAUGCUACUACAAAGCAACUUACUGUCGAGCACGAAAUAGCACAGAUACAGAUAGUUUGUCAAGAUGAAAGAGAUCUGAAUUGUUUCGCUUAUAUAUCGCAAGACGGAAAUCGCCAUUUCUGUCAUGUAUUUUGCGUCUUGACUGCUGAUGUAGCAACUGAAAUAAUAAUAACACUGGGGCAAGCAUUCGAAGUAUGCUACAGAAUCACCAACGAUAACUAUGGCAGUGCUGAACCGAUUGCCAUCUAA
Molecule: messenger RNA, 3939 nt
Organism: Cercopithifilaria johnstoni
Lineage: Eukaryota; Metazoa; Nematoda; Chromadorea; Rhabditida; Onchocercidae
Source: the annotation of a GenBank genome assembly